Messenger RNA from Batrachochytrium dendrobatidis JAM81, 1332 nucleotides. RefSeq lists its product as uncharacterized. Gene Ontology annotation, biological process: poly(A)+ mRNA export from nucleus. Gene Ontology annotation, molecular function: ATP binding; RNA binding; RNA helicase activity. Gene Ontology annotation, cellular component: cytoplasmic stress granule; nucleus. Lineage: Eukaryota; Fungi; Chytridiomycota; Chytridiomycetes; Rhizophydiales. The transcript is spliced from 3 exons. The coding region runs from base 1 to 1332 and encodes 443 amino acids. The record is from RefSeq and is a predicted model, not a curated record.
AUGACCACCAAAGUGCAGACACUCUCCACUGCAAACGAGCCAGAUGAAGAGCCUGCAGUUUCAACAGCAAAGACCAAUGGUUUAAUCCCAGACAAUCCUGAAAAAGAAGUUGUCGUCACCUUUGCAGAUGAAACAAGUUCGAGUGCUUUGUACCAGUCGGUCUCGUCUUUUGAAGACCUUGGUCUGCAUGAGAAUCUUCUCAAGGGCAUUUAUGGUAUGGGAUACCAGCGACCAUCCAAGAUUCAAGCUAAAGCACUUCCUCUUCUGCUCAUGAAUCCACCAAAAAACAUGAUUGGCCAAUCUCAGGCUGGAACAGGCAAGACGGCUGCAUUCGUUCUUACUAUGCUCACUCGAGUCGAUCCCAGCAUUCAAGCACCUCAGGCUAUUUGUCUUGCUCCAGCUCGUGAACUUGCUCGACAGAUUCUAGACAAUGCUCGGGAGAUGGGAAAGUAUACCACCAUCACAACAUCGCAUGCCAUCAAGGAUUCAAUUAAAAAGGACGAAAAAGUCACCUCCCAAAUCAUUAUUGGUACUCCUGGUACAGUUGCUGAUUUGAUCAAGCGUCGUGCGCUGGAUUGCCGUCAGAUCAAAAUCUUUGUGCUAGAUGAAGCUGACAACAUGCUGGAUCAACAAGGACUGGGAGAUCAAUCAAUCCGUGUUAAAAAUCUUAUGCCAAAAGGAUGCCAGCUGGUAUUGUUUUCAGCCACGUUUUCGGAAACUGUUCGUCAGUUUGCAGUUAAAUUCGCUCCCAAUGCAAAUUCCAUUUCGUUGCGCCAAGAAGAACUUUCCGUUGACUCAAUCAAGCAGUUUUACAUGGACUGCAAGAGUGAAGAGCAUAAAGCAGAAGUUUUAUGUGCCAUUUAUGGUCUCUUGACUAUUGGCCAAAGUAUUAUUUUUGUUAGGAAAAGAAGUGAUGCCGAUAUGCUUAAAAACAAAAUGAUAUCUCAAGGACAUGCCGUGUCAGCAUUGCAUGGUAAACACGAGGCUGAAGAUCGAGAUAAAGCCAUGGACGAUUUUCGAGAAGGCCGAUCCAAGGUACUCAUCACAACCAAUGUACUGGCACGAGGUAUCGAUAUUUUGCAAGUCAAUCUUGUCAUCAAUUACGAUGUUCCUCUAGAUAUGAACAACAGACCAGAUUCAGAGACAUAUCUACAUCGUAUUGGUCGUACCGGACGGUUUGGUCGUCAGGGAGUCAGUAUCAACUUUGUGCACAACGACAAGUCGUACGAGGAGAUGAAAGUGAUUGAAAAGUAUUUGGGACGAGAGAUUGUACGAGUACCGACAGAUGACUAUAUGAGUAUUGAAAAGAUUUUGAAAAAAGCAAUGAAAUAA